UCCCUCAGGUCCCCGUGGCUCCUAGAGUUGGGGAAGACGCGCCGCCCCCGCCGGGUGCUGUCCGCGCCUUUUCGGGCUGAGCUGCGCUUCCUCCUGGGCCGCCAUAUCUCGGCCAGUGUGGCCCCGUGGAGCAGCUGUGGAAAGACUUCCAGCACUCUGUUGACUAGAAGAGGAGUGAGUAGACACACUUGUCUUGUUGGAUGUGGAGGAAAUGCUUGUUAUAAAGCUUAUACGAUUUAAAAGAACUUUCCAUACAUCUCUAGCCUUUUGAUGAGGUUGAUUGUGAAGGUUCAAUGGAUUUUCUGUGAACUUAAAAGAAUUUUUUCCAAAGAAGGUUGGGUUUUGUAUAGGUAAAACUGCCUCCAAAGGAAACUCACCAAGGAAAGAGCGAUGGCUUGUGCUCAGGAUGAAUUGGCAUUCAAAGAUGUGGCCAUAGAAUUCUCUCAGGAGGAGUGGGAAUGCCUAGACUCUCCUCAGAGGACUUUGUACAGUGAGGUGAUGUUGGAGAACUACCACAAUAUGGUAUCAGUUGGUAUUGUUUUGUAUAAGCCAUACCUGGUCUUCUGCCUGGAGCAAAAGAAAGAUCCCAGGAAUGUGAAGAGAGGGGAGACUGUAGCCAAAGAACCAGGAACUUGGGAGUCAAUGAAGGAAGCAAUUUCAACUCCUAGAAGACAUCAGAAAAUUCAUACAGAAGAGAAACCCUACAAAUGUCAAGAAUGUGAAAAGUCCUUUAGUCAAGUAUCAAAUCUUAGAGCACAUCAAAGAAUUCAUACUGGAGGAACAAAACCCCACAGAUGUGAAGAAUGCGAAAAGUCAUUUUCUACAAAGUCAAAACUUAGGAGUCAUUGCAGAAUCCAUACUGGAGAAAAACCAUACAAAUGUGAAGAAUGUGGAAAGUCCUUUAGUCGAGUAUCAAAUCUUAGAGCACAUCAAAGAAUUCAUACUGGAGGAACAAAACCCUACAGAUGUGAAGAAUGCGGAAAGUCAUUUUUUACAAACUCAAAACUUAGGAGUCAUUGCAGAAUCCAUACUGGAGAAAAACCCUACAAAUGUGAAGAAUGUGGAAAGUCCUUUAGUCGAGUAUCAAAUCUUAGAGUACAUCAAAGAAUUCAUACUGGAGGAUCAAAACCCCACAGAUGUGAAGAAUGCGGAAAGUCAUUUUCUACAAACUCAACACUUAGGAGUCAUUUCAGAAUCCAUACUGGAGAAAAACCCUACAAAUGUGAAGAAUGUGGAAAGUCCUUUAUGUGGCUAUCAUUUCUUAGAGCUCAUCAAAGAAUUCAUAAUGGAGAGAAGCCCUGCAAAUAUGGAGAAUAUGACAGGUCCUUUACUGAGAAGUCAACACUUAGGAAACAUUACAGAAUGCAUACUGGAGAAAAACCGUACAAAUGUGAAGAAUGUGGAAAGUCCUUUAGUCAAAUAUCACAUCUUAGAAAACACCAAAGAAUUCAUACUGGUGAGAAACCCUUCAAAUGUGAAGAGUGUGACAAGUCCUUUAUAUGUACAUCAUAUCUUAGAGCACAUGAAAGAAUUCAUAUGGGAGAGAAGCCCUACAAAUGUGAAAAAUGUGACAAAUCCUUUACAGUAAACUCAAAACUUAGGAGACAUCAAAGAAUCCAUACUGGAGAAAAACCCCACAGAUGUGAAGAAUGUGACAAAUUGUUUACUACAAGCUCAAACCUUAGGAAACAUCAAAGAAUUCAUACUGAAGAAAAACCCUACAAAUGUGAAGAAUGUGACAAAUCAUUUACAAAAAGCUCAAAACUUAGGACACAUCAAAGAAUUCAUUCAAGGCUGAAACCCUUCAAAUGUGAAGAAUGUGAAAAGUCCUUUAGUCGCAUAUCAAAUCUUCAAAGACACCAAAGAAUUCAUACUGGCGAGAAACCCUACAAAUGUACAGAAUGUGAGAAGUCCUUUCGUCAUCUAUCAUAUCUGACAGUACAUCAAAGAAUCCAUACUGGAGAAAAACCCUACAAAUGUGAAGAAUGUGACAAAUCGUUUACUGUAAGCUCACAACUUAGGAGCCAUCAAAGAAUUCAUUCAAGGGUAAAACCCUUCAAAUGUGAAGAAUGUGAAAAGUCCUUUAGCUGGAUAUCACAAAUUCGGAGACACCAAAGAGUUCAUACUGGCGAGAAACCCUACAAAUGUACAGAAUGUGAGAAGUCCUUUCGUCAACUAUCACAUCUUAGAGGACAUCAAAGAAUCCGUACUGGAUAAAAACCCUACAAAUGUGGAAAAUGUCACAAGUCCUUUACACAUAUAUCGUAUUUUAGAACAUCGGAAAGAAUUCAUACUGGAGAGAAGCCCCAGAAAUGUGAGAAUAUGAAAAGUUCUUUAAUCAAAUAUGUAAUCCUAGAGUCCAUGAAAGAAACUACGUCAGAGAAAACCCCUAAGAAUAUGAAGACUGCAUCAAGCCCCUUAAUCAUAUUUCACCUCUAAGAGAACAAUAGAGAAUUAAUAGUGAAUAAAAACACUACAAAUGUAAGUAAUUUGGCCAGUUCCUUUAUAUGUCAAAUAUUAGAACUCACAGAGAAGUCAUACUGGAGAGCAGGCUACGGAAGUACAGAAUGCAGCAAAACCUUCACCCUGUGCUAAAUACUUAAAAAUCAUUACAGAAUUCAUUAUAGAGAGACUCUUUUAAAGGUAGUUAUAAUGAAGAAAACUUUGAUAAGUAAAUCCUAGAAAACAGAAUUUAUAUGACGCCAAAGCUUCGAACUAAAUUUGGUGAAGCAAAAUCUUCAACAAAAGCUAUUCUUCAACAUGAGACAACUCAUAUGUGGGAGAAACUAGAUAUAUAAAGACUGUGAAAAAGACUUGAACUUCAAAUCAUCUUGAAUGUCACGGAAUCCAUAGUGUAAUGAAACUCUACAGCUCAAAAGAAUAUGAGGAAUCAUUUACAUAGAACUCUAAUCUUAGAACACAGAAGAAAAUUCAUAGUUCAGAGAAACCUCUCAAAAUUCUUAAAUCUACCAGUUAUUCACUGUCAGAGAUUUCACUCUGGGGGCUGGAGAGAUGGCUAGCAAUUAAGAGCACUGACUGCUCUUGCAGAGACCUGGGUUUGAUUCCCAGUGCCCACAUGGCUGCUAUGAACUGUCCUUAACUCCAGGUUCAGGGGAAUCCGAAGCCCACUUCUGACCUCUGCAACUUAAAAAAAAUUUCACUUUGUGAAAUAUAAGUAUCAAGACUGUGAAACAAAUUUAGUAACAGGAAUCAAAUGUGGAUAUGUGAUCACUUUCAUGAACACACAGAAUUUAGAAAUUCCUACAAUAUAUUAAGGAAAGUAUCUUAAUUAAAAUGGUAACAUUAUAUAUCCUAAGACCAAUUUUUUUCAUAACAAAAGGGACCACAGCACGAUCUAAUUAAGACCGUAUGGCAAGGCAAGAGUAUUAUGGGAAACAAAAUGAAUGUAAUAACAUCAAUUGCUAGUAUAUUUUAAUAGAAUUAGAUGUGAUGUUUUUGUAGAUUUAACUGUGUUCUUUUUUUUAUACUUGUAUUCCCAGUAUUGGAAUUUAUUAAAGGGAAAACUUUGUAGGUUUAUUUGAUCCUCAACCAAAUUUUCUUCUUUCCUCAUGAUUAUAUGAUAAUUUAUAGUAAUCGUUGACUCAUACCUGAAUGAAUAUAUUGCAAAUUAGAAAUAAUUCAUUCAUGUAAUUGCUCCAUGAAUAAUUGCUAUAUUAUAUCCUGCCCCAAUAUCUAAAUGGAGAUUAUUUUCUUUUUAGUAAUGAGAUUGCAUUCUGCAGUGCCUUAGGUGUUCUGGACAUCUUUCUAUUAUUAAAAGAAAAAGUCAGUCUUGAGUAUUGGAGGUGCAUCAGUACCCAUGUUUCAGUGUGGAAAACAAAUAGUCUAGCACAUUCAUUUGGUGAUGAAUUAUACAAUAGGAAAAAUUGUUAGAUGUUUUUAGUAUUACUUGAUGUAGGAAAAGUAUAGAGCAAAGAAAUUUGGGAUUUUAACCCUGUUCUAGUCUAUUGACAUUUUAGACUACCUCUUUGUAAGUAUCAGAUAAUGAACUCUAGCAUUAAUAUGUUGAGCAUAAUGUUCCUUUUCUUUUUAUUUGUGUUGUAACUGACCCACAUAUAUGAUAUUUCAAAAUAUCAUAUGUAAUAUUUCAAAAUCUUUUAAGCUAGGUUGCGUGUGGUGGUGCACACCUUGAAUCAC
Molecule: messenger RNA, 4155 nt
Organism: Nannospalax galili (Upper Galilee mountains blind mole rat)
Lineage: Eukaryota; Metazoa; Chordata; Mammalia; Rodentia; Spalacidae
Product: zinc finger protein 665
Exons: 6
Coding region: 391-2217 (608 amino acids)
Biological process (GO): regulation of transcription by RNA polymerase II
Molecular function (GO): DNA-binding transcription factor activity, RNA polymerase II-specific; RNA polymerase II cis-regulatory region sequence-specific DNA binding
Source: RefSeq, a predicted model, not a curated record